AUGCGUCGGAACGAAUUCAGUGCUUUUUGGGCUCUACUGCUGCUGGCCGGAGGUCUUCAAGUUUCGGUAGCCCAGUUGGCGGAUGUCUGCCUUUAUGAGGAAGAUGGCACCCGACUUCCCUUGGCCACUCACUGCUCUCGCUUUGUGGUUUGCCAGAGAGGCGAGGUGUCCAUCAUUGGUAGCUGCCCACGGGGUCUUCACUUUAAUCGUGAGCUCCGAGAGUGCGACUUUCAGUGGCGAGCCAACUGCCUGGGGCUAUCCGCCUUCGCCGGAGCGGAUGACCAGUGUACAUGCGAUUGCUGUGCCGACGAGUGCCGAGAUCCCAUCGAUGAAGUAGAGGAACCUACCACUGAGGACUGUGAUCCAGAUACCACCACGAAAUCUACGGUUACUCCGAGCCCCCCAGAUUUCACUGAUCCCACAGAUGCCACCACGAAUCCAGAUGAACCCACCAAUACCUCCAAUACUACUCCAGCGAGUCCAGGCGUCGUACCAUCCUAUUGCUCCAGUCCCCGUACCGAGUGCGCCACGGAGACGACAGGCACGAAGCUAGAAAUGCCCGGAAUCUGCGUCAGGUUUAUCCAAUGCAGCAACGGAUGCGUGAAUGAAAUGAGCUGUCCCAGUGGCCUGUACUUCAGUAAGGAGCAGGGUGAUUGCGAUUACCCGUAUAACGUGGAUUGUGAGCCAACUGCCGAUGCUACGGGAGAGGUUGUGGGACCCUCCGGAACCACAUGCUCCUUCGAUACCGUCUGCGCCAAACAACCCGAUGGAGCGAUGUUCCCGGACCCCGAUUCAAACGGAUAUCUUGUUUGCCAAUGCCAGUGUCCCAUUUCCAUGCCGUGUGAUCCUGAGCUGAUUUUUAAUGUGGAUGCGAAAGUUUGUGACUGGCCUACGGGAAGCAACACUCAACCAGGUGAUGAUGCCGAUGCCGGUGCCGGUGCUUCAGCGGUUCUCUGUCCCAAUGGCCUUGUGUUCAAUGCAACCUCAGAUCAGUGCGACUACCCUGAGGCCUAUGUACCCGAAGUGCCCUGCAAUAGCACCAGCACCGUCUGCAAUGGCCAGCCGGAGGGCGAGCUCUUCGAGGUGCCCGGCUCGUGCAAUACGUUCUACAAGUGCACUUACAACUGCGCCGUGGAGCUAUUGUGUCCCAACAAUCUUGUCUUCGAUCCUGAUAUGGAUAUGUGUGUCUACCCACAGAAUUAUAAAUGCAAAUGGGAGUAUACGCCGCCAUCGGGUCCGAGUGCCGGUCCCUCUGGCACAUCUUGUGAGAGUAAUGGUCGUUGUUUGGGCAAGAGCGAAGGUACUUUUUUGCCUUCCGAAACAAACUGUGGGCAGUACGUUGUUUGUCAGUGCGAGUGUGAAGUCGAUAUGGAGUGUCCAGAUGGGUUGUAUUGGGAUAAAGAGCAGUUGAUCUGCAAUUACGCCAGUAAAGUUCCUUGCACACUUUAA
Drosophila serrata is the source of this 1449-nucleotide messenger RNA. Its product is annotated as chondroitin proteoglycan 2. Lineage: Eukaryota; Metazoa; Arthropoda; Insecta; Diptera; Drosophilidae. Gene Ontology annotation, molecular function: chitin binding. The record is from RefSeq and is a predicted model, not a curated record. Gene Ontology annotation, cellular component: extracellular region.